AUGUAUGGUUCAUCCCCCCUGCCCGCGUCAUCCUCGUCCUCUCUGCCGCCGAAUAACUCUGUGAAUUCUUCUGCACCACCACUUCCAUCCUCCUCUGCCUCCUCCUCCUCCUCCUCCUCCUCCUCCUCCUCCUCCUCCUCAUCCUCCUCCUCCUCCUCCACCACCACCACCACUGCCCCAACGGCGGCCGCUCAGGCAGCCGUCUCGCACAUCUUCGACCGCGACACAACAACCGGCACCACCCCCGCCUCUCCUGACUCCAGCAAUGAGAAUCAGGACUACACCUGUCCUCACUGCGACCGCACCUUCACCUCACACAUCGGCCUGGUCGGUCACUUGCGAAUCCAUCGCACAGAGACCGGCGAACCAGUGCCUGAAGCACCAACCUACACCCACCGCACUCGCCUCCACUGCCCACACUGCCCUCGCACCUUCAGGCAUCGCAUGGGCUUUUUCGGCCACAUGCGCAUCCACGACGACCUGCGGUAG
Spirometra erinaceieuropaei is the source of this 489-nucleotide messenger RNA. NCBI's taxonomy places the organism in Eukaryota, Metazoa, Platyhelminthes, Cestoda, Diphyllobothriidea, Diphyllobothriidae. The record is from the annotation of a GenBank genome assembly.